Messenger RNA from Nyctereutes procyonoides (raccoon dog), 1203 nucleotides. RefSeq names its product dopamine receptor D3 (gene DRD3). Gene Ontology annotation, cellular component: plasma membrane. The coding region runs from base 1 to 1203 and encodes 400 amino acids. NCBI's taxonomy places the organism in Eukaryota, Metazoa, Chordata, Mammalia, Carnivora, Canidae. Gene Ontology annotation, molecular function: G protein-coupled receptor activity; dopamine neurotransmitter receptor activity, coupled via Gi/Go. The transcript is spliced from 6 exons. The record is from RefSeq and is a predicted model, not a curated record. Gene Ontology annotation, biological process: adenylate cyclase-inhibiting dopamine receptor signaling pathway; adenylate cyclase-activating adrenergic receptor signaling pathway.
AUGACGCCUCUGAGUCAGCUGAGUGGCAACAUCAACUCCACCUGUGGGGUGGAGAACUCCACAGGUGCCAGCCGGGCCCGUCCACACGCCUACUACGCACUCUCCUACUGCGCGCUCAUCCUGGCCAUCAUCUUCGGCAAUGGUCUGGUGUGUGUGGCUGUGCUGAAGGAGCGGGCUUUGCAGACCACCACCAACUAUCUGGUGGUGAGUCUGGCCGUGGCAGACCUGCUGGUGGCCACCUUGGUGAUGCCCUGGGUGGUGUACCUGGAGGUGACAGGUGGAGUCUGGAACUUCAGCCGUAUCUGCUGCGAUGUUUUCGUCACCCUGGAUGUCAUGAUGUGUACAGCCAGCAUCCUGAACCUCUGUGCCAUCAGCAUCGACAGGUACACCGCGGUGGUCAUGCCAGUCCACUACCAACACGGCACAGGACAGAGCUCCUGCCGGCGCGUGGCCCUCAUGAUCACGGCCGUCUGGGUACUGGCCUUUGCUGUGUCUUGCCCUCUCCUCUUUGGCUUCAACACCACAGGAGACCCCACUGUGUGCUCCAUCUCCAACCCUGACUUUGUCAUCUACUCUUCAGUGGUGUCCUUCUAUGUGCCCUUUGGAGUGACCGUCCUCGUCUAUGCCAGGAUCUACGUGGUGUUGAGACAGAGGAGACGGAAACGGAUCCUCACUCGACAGAACAGUCAGUGCAUCAGUGUCAGACCCAGCUUCCCUCAACAACCACUCUCCCCUAGCCGGGCCCACAUGGAGCUGAAGCGCUACUACAGCAUCUGCCAAGAUACUGCCCUGGGGCAGCCAGGCUUCCAAGAAGCAGGAGGGGAGUUGAAAAGGGAGGGGAGGACUCGAAACUCCCUCAGCCCCACCAUGGCACCUAAGCUCAGCUUAGAGGUUCGAAAACUCAGUAAUGGCAGGUUGUCGACAUCUCUGAAGCUGGGGCCCUUGCAACCUCGUGGAGUGCCACUCCGGGAGAAGAAGGCAACGCAGAUGCUGGCCAUUGUGCUUGGGGCCUUCAUUGUCUGCUGGCUGCCCUUCUUUUUGACCCACGUUCUCAAUACACACUGCGGAGCCUGCCACGUGUCCCCAGAGCUUUACAGCGCUACUACGUGGCUGGGCUACGUGAACAGUGCCCUCAACCCCGUGAUCUAUACCACCUUCAAUGUGGAGUUCCGCAAAGCCUUUCUCAAGAUCCUGUCUUGCUGA